AUGACGACCUUUGCCAAAUCCACCUUCUCCGCGGCCUCAUAUGCCGCAUUUCGCCCAACGUAUCCGCCCGCUCUCUACAACACGGUACUAGCCUACCAUCGUGGACCGAAGCGGCUAUGCCUCGAUCUGGGAAGCGGCACGGGGAUGGUCGCGCGAGGUAUGGCCACGCGGUUCGAGCGAGUGAUUGGCACCGAUCCCUCUCCCGGCAUGAUCAAGCAGGCUCGCGAGCAGAGUCGAGAGAGCAAUGUUGAGUUCCGGGAGGGGUCGGCGGAGAACUCAUCAUUCUUGAGUGAUGGGGAGGUGGAUUGUGUUGUCGCUGGGCAGGCAGCGCAUUGGUUCAAAUACGCAGAACUCUGGCCGGAGCUGAAGCGUCUACUAAGGAAAGGCGGGACGGUGGCCUUCUGGGGCUACAAAGACCCCGUUCUCGUCGACUUCCCUCGCGCCACCAAGGUGUUGGACAAAACUACGUACGGGGAUGAUCCGGAGACCCUUGGGCCCUACUGGAGCAUGCCGGGACGACGGUACGUGCAGGAGAAAUUGCGCGUUAUCGAGCCGCCCGCUGCGGACUUCGAGGACGUGCAGAGGGUAGAGUACGAGCCUGCUUGUCAAGGGAGGAAGAGUGGAGAAGGCACGCUGUUUGUGGAGAAGAGUUUGACGAUUGCGGAGAUGAAGGAGUACUACCGCACAUUCUCGUCCUUUCAUGGAUGGAAGGAGGCGCAUCCGGGGCAGAUCGCGCGGUCGAAAGGGGGGGAGGGGGAUUUAAUUGAUCGCAUGGUGGACGAGAUGAAGGGGCAGGAUGCGUUUUUCGCCGAGGAGGGCAAUGUGGUGAACAUGGAAUGGGGGUCGGGACUGGUGAUGUUUCGCAAGCGGUGA
Messenger RNA from Neohortaea acidophila, 873 nucleotides. Its product is annotated as putative S-adenosylmethionine-dependent methyltransferase. Gene Ontology annotation, molecular function: S-adenosylmethionine-dependent methyltransferase activity. Lineage: Eukaryota; Fungi; Ascomycota; Dothideomycetes; Mycosphaerellales; Teratosphaeriaceae. The transcript has 3 exons. Bases 1 to 873 code for a protein of 290 amino acids. The record is from RefSeq and is a predicted model, not a curated record.